Effrenium voratum is the source of this 2005-nucleotide messenger RNA. Lineage: Eukaryota; Dinophyceae; Suessiales; Symbiodiniaceae. The record is from the annotation of a GenBank genome assembly.
CUCGUGUUUGAACGCUUGUGUGACACUGCACCGUUGGGCCAAAGUUGCUCAACGCAGACAGAAAUGACUUGGCACCCGCCGGGGCAGAAUGUGGGAUGACUCCAUGGAGGCCGUUCCUGAUUUUCAGGGGCCUUAUCCAGCUGGAGAUGCGGCGAGCAGCCAAGUGGCGCCCAAGGUCCUAUGCUGUAUUUGGGGUGAGCUACGUGGGGUACUGGCGACUUUGGAUUCUCUACGCGCGAUGUUGCUUGAGCCCCUGAGCGCGGAUCUGCUGGCCGUCGCCCAGCGCCAGCUGUUGGACGACGAGCAGCGCCUCACCGCGCUCAGCUCGAGCCGCCUGGUGGGCGCGAAGCUCUACGAGAAGCCUUCACCAGAGACAUUCUUUGGCGAGCAUUAUGAAUACAUGUCGCAAGUGCGCGGCAACUGGCUCAAUGCUGGCAACACGCAGGUCCUCAUCAACCACAAGAUGUUGGCAGACUACCUUAGAUCACAAAACAUGUACGAGAAGUACGACCUUUUCGUAUUCACCCGAUCUGAUCUUCUUCACCUGCUUCCUUUCCCGGGCGCCGCUGAUCUUCGGCGGUGCCUGGGUCGCACAGAUGUGCUGACCCAGGCCGGCCACGAGUUUGGAGGUGUGAACUACAACUUUGCCAUCAUGCAGAGUGCCGUUGCUGAGCAGUACCUCACAGCCCCCUACGACACAAUCGUGUCCCGAUCCCUGCCCAACCGGCAGAAGGUGUACAACAUCGAGCUGUUCUGGAGAGUGAUCCUCGCCCAGAAAAGCAUUCGCAACCUGCGGAUGCCGGUUACCUGCUUCGUGACAGGGGAAUCCGUGGAGGAUAGGACGUCCUGGCGCAAGAUCCGGCAUUCCGAGGAGCAUGAUGUCAUUUACAAGUACCAAGCCCAGAUGGAGGAAGCCUUCAGGAACUUAGAGAUUUGGAAGCAACAUCCAGAGUGGACAGUGCUGCGGCCGCCCCUGGGUCUUCAGGUCACUGAGGUGCACGGCCAGGCGCGGCGGCUCUUCGGGCUGCACUUCGCCGCGGAGGUGCCGGACCGGUCGGUGGCAUCCAAGGCAGAGGGAAGUGAAGAGUUGGAGGAGACGGUGCGAUUUCAUUGCGUGCCGAAGAAGGGCUGGGACCGAUACUUUCGUGGAAUGCAUUGCCAAGCCUGCAACACGAUCAACUGGAAAGGUUCUGGUGGCUUGCCACAACCACCUCAGUCAGGCUGCUGGCUGCUUCCCACCUCUGAUGUAGCGGCAACUGCAGUUGCCCAGCAGCAAGAAGCGUUGAAAGCCCUCGGCUGGCGUGUGGUGAGCUCGACUCCCGAGGUCUUGAAGAGCCUGGGGAACAAGGUUGGCCUGCAGGACUUUGCCAAGGCCAAUGGCCUGAUGGACUUCUUGCCAAGGCGGUAUGCCUCUGCAGAAUGCGCAGAAUUCCCGUGCAUUCUCAAGAAGGCAUAUGGUGAAUUUGGAAAGGAGUGCUGCAUAGUCAACAGCACGGAGGAGGUGCACCAGGUGGCCAAGGAAGGUCUGGGAUCGCAAUGGGUGCUGCAGGAGCUCAUCCGCGGACGCUGCGAGGUGUCCACCACUGUGCUGGUCGACUGCGGCGUCAUCUUGGACGAAGUCAGCACAUGCUAUGAGUAUGAUUCGGAGGUGUAUGUGUGGCCGCGGUGCCGAAGGAUCAGCAAACAUGUGCACCACGUGCCGGAUGAUCACUUGCAGAUUUUCCAGCUCUUCCUCCAAGACUACCGCGGCAUCUGCAACUUCAACUACAAGGUCUGCGACUCUGGGCAGCUGAGCAUUUUUGAGCUGAAUACUCGGAUAGGAGGUGAUUUGGCGGUCGAUGCUCCCCGAGACAGAGCGAAGCGACUGUUUGAGAAGUUGGAUGAGCACUUCCACUGCCCAUAGUGGACUAAGACGCCCUUUGCAAGCGUUUUCAACGGCUUGCCCAAAGCCAAGGUUUGCCCAAAGCCGGCAAGCCUCAGAAUCCGAUUUAUUGAAGAAACACGA